Molecule: messenger RNA, 1077 nt
Organism: Colletotrichum tamarilloi
Lineage: Eukaryota; Fungi; Ascomycota; Sordariomycetes; Glomerellales; Glomerellaceae
Exons: 1
Coding region: 1-1077 (358 amino acids)
Source: RefSeq, a predicted model, not a curated record
AUGUCUUCUACGCCGCAAGCACCCCCUCACCCACGAGACUGGAAGUCUGGAGUGGACGAAUAUCUUACACAAAACGGGGUCUCAUAUGAUACAGCAAUACCUCUCAACACUGGUACAUCAUGUUACAUCUGGCGACUCGAAGGACUGGUCGAUGCGGAGGCCUCAGCCAAUGGUCAUCAGACAGGCCAGCCAGUCAUAAUGAAGUGCGCCGACAGCACCCCCAAAUACCGGAACUUCCCAGUCUCACCGGAACGACUUCAGUUUGAAGUCAAAGCUCUGAGAUCCAAAGCAGUGGAAGAAGCUUGCCAUCAGGAGCCAUCAGUCCAAGUCCCGCGAGUGCUCCGAGAAACAAUGAACGGUUUCAUCAUGAGCAAUGUCGGUGAGACUGAUCUGAGGACGGCCUACAAGACGUACGAGUUUCUGGAUGCGCCGGGAAUUGGUGCGCGACUGGGUCGAUGGCUGGGUAGCCUGCAUGUUGCUGGUAUCAACCUGGGCCCCGACGGAUGGAGCUCUCAUCAUAAUGAGUUGGACAAGUUCUAUGUACCUGGUGGUCUGGCGGAAAAGGCUAUUAAAGACGCCAUGAACGACGAAGAGUCGGAAAAGGUGCUAACAGCAAUGCGCGCACCCGCUCCUAUCCACACGCUGACGCCUUGGGACUUUCGGCCUAUGAACAUUGUGGUACGUGUUCCCGAUGGCAAGGGAAUGGCCUCGGAUCUUGCGGUCGUGGACUGGGAGUUAUGUCACUACGGUGAUCCUUCUAACGAUGUUCGCAUGUGGUUUGCUGAAGUUGUCAUACUGGAGGCAAAGUUUGGCAAUAGGGGCCUGCUCUCGUCGUUUUUGUCGGCAUAUAAGCAACGGGUUGGUAGUGCUGUCGUAGACGAAGCAUUCGUGUCCAGAGUUGCUCUGAGUGCCGGCAUUUAUAUGCUGUGGCUUAUUCCCAUCAACCCUCGAGUUUGGGAUUGCACCGAGGAGGAUGUGGAAUCUUGGAAGAGAACAAGCCUAGAAUAUAUCAGGGCAGGCGCAAAUGAAGAUGUCGCCUGGCUGAGACAAUGCUGCUUGGGGCCUUUGUUGGCAUGA